CGUAGACCUCUCUCUCUCUCAUGACCACCACCGUCGGGCUUAUUCGGUCUCUCCGCCGCAAACAACUCCACGCAGCUUCGGUCUCUUCGGCGUAUAGAUUCAGUAACUCUGCUAGCGCCGGGGGGAGGACGACGGAGCUCCGGUUAGACGGAGUCAAAGAUAUCAUAGCCGUUGCGUCUGGUAAAGGCGGAGUAGGAAAGUCUUCGACAGCUGUGAACUUAGCUGUUGCAUUGGCCAACAAAUGUGGACUUAAGAUUGGAUUACUUGAUGCUGAUGUGUAUGGGCCAUCUGUUCCUAUCAUGAUGAAUCUCAAUCAAAAGCCUCAAGUCAACCAAGAUAUGAAGAUGAUUCCAGUGAAGAACUAUGGAGUUGAAUGCAUGUCAAUGGGUCUCCUUGUAGAGAAAGAUGCACCACUUGUGUGGAGAGGUCCUAUGGUAAUGAGUGCUCUUGCUAAGAUGACAAGAGGAGUUGCUUGGGGAGAUCUCGAUGUUCUUGUUGUUGAUAUGCCUCCUGGAACCGGUGAUGCUCAGAUUACCAUAUCCCAAAAUCUUAAACUCUCAGGUGCAGUGAUUGUAUCAACUCCACAAGAUGUUGCGCUCGCUGAUGCUAAUCGAGGAAUCUCCAUGUUUGAUAAAGUUAGAGUACCUAUUUUAGGACUUGUGGAGAACAUGAGUUGUUUCGUUUGUCCUCACUGUAACGAAGCUUCCUUCAUAUUUGGGAAAGAAGGAGCACGGCGGAUGGCUGCAAAGAAGCGUUUGAAACUCAUCGGUGAGAUUCCACUGGAAAUGAAGAUUAGAGAAGGUUCUGAUGAAGGUGUACCUGUGGUUGUUUCUUCACCAGCUGAUUCUGUAGUAUCAAAAGCUUAUGAAGAUCUAGCUCACAACGUGGUGAAUGCACUCAAGGAGCUACGUGAUAAUCCAGUGAACGAGAUUCAGAUGAAACUUAACGUUCCACAUUCUAGCGGAUCAUCAUAG
Molecule: messenger RNA, 974 nt
Organism: Eruca vesicaria subsp. sativa (arugula)
Lineage: Eukaryota; Viridiplantae; Streptophyta; Magnoliopsida; Brassicales; Brassicaceae
Source: the annotation of a GenBank genome assembly